AUGUCUCUAAAAUUCGAUUGUAGUCGCGUUAGAAAAACAAAUUUGAUAGUCAUCUUCUGUACCUUAAUUUUAGUAUGUUUUAAAUUUUGUCUUUCCUAUGAAGAACGGAAAGGCUCAUGUGGAAACGUGGUUGUACAGAGAGGUCGAAACAAGCCAGGAUUCCACAGGUAAAUUUGUGCUUACUGAUUUAUACUUUAUCUGCUCAAACUGUGAACUAUGCAUGCCUCCUACUGUCUCUGCUGCUUACAUACUCGAAGUGAUCUUUCCAAGAAAGGUUCUCAUCUAAAACAACACCUAAAUAGCUAAAUUUAGCUACUCUUUCUUAAGUCAUAACUGUUAUACAAGAAUUUGGUGAUUUGGCAAGAUUCUUAAUAAUAGCUUCAAUUGGCCCCCAGGUAUCAUCAACUAUCACUGACUAUCGCAUGCUUUGAAUAUGUUUAAGUAUCUCAUGAUAGUUGUUAAAAAUGUUUCCCUUACGGCUGCGAUAAGAUGUUUAAUUUAGUUUAUCAGUCAGCUGUUUCAUGUUUUACCCAAUGGGCUUGGCAUGACCUUUUGCACACAAAAUGGCAGAAAAGAAAGAUGGAGCAGUGUUGUUAAGUGCAGAGGGAAUAUUAAGCAAGUCAGGUAAUGAGACACGUCAAAUUGCUUAAAAAGACAGGAAUACAGAAAUGUGGAGCUAAAAACAAAUUAAAUAAAUAUCAAAAAUAAUCAUUAUCCUCCCCAGAAAUUCAACAAAGUUGACGAGAAAAACAGCUCUCCUAUAUUUUCUACAAAAAAGCCAUGAUCAAGCUGAGUUUAGGCUAUUUGACCAACGUGACCCUAAGUGGAUAUUAUGACAUCUGUUAACAUUUUCCUAGAUGUGAAGCUUGGGGACGGGGAUUAGAGCUCCCAAGAGCAAACAAGGAAUUUCUGGUUCUGACUGUCGUGAACUCUUCUACUCUAUAUCUUGAUCCAAUUAAUAGCAAUUCAUAGUAAAUGAUAGUUGAAACUAUCAUUGGCUUUCCUGAACUAUAUAACAUGAUGUUUGUUCCCUGCAUUAGAGACCUUACUACCUAUGUGGAGUGGACAGUUUCAGGCAGCAGUCAUUCUGAUCUUCAGGAUUGCCAGCUGUUGUUAGUGGAAUACUUUCCAAGUGGUGUGUAUGUGGAUCCAGAUCAGAUCAAGAAUGAAGAGGAGUUUGGUGGUCCUGAGGUCAGAACUAGCUCAAAAAAUUUCUAAAAACUAAUGAAAAUUACUAUUAAAAAUCAUUUAUCAGUUAUUAAUAAUCUAACUUUUUUUAAUUUGUAAGCCUGUGUUUUCAUUUUCUACUGGUGUUGGGGUCAUGGUGAGGUUACUUGUUAUAUAAUGGUAAUUGAACUGAGUGGAGUGCAAUUUGGUCUGAAAUCAUACGCGUGAUUUCAAAAUCGAACAAGCGCGCAGCACGAGUUCGAUUUGAAAUCAUGAGUUCAAAGAGUUCAGAGUUCAAAGUUCAAUUACCACUUUAUUACUUCCAUUUUCAAAUCGCAGAAUUUAGUCAGUACUAAUAUUUCAUUGAUCAAGUAGCCGGUUGUUAAAAAGCCGAAACAAAAAAGGCUUUUACAUCUCAUUUUGUAUUCCAAACAGAAAUGAUGUGAUAUAGAACGAAAAUGGUGCGAUUUAAAACAGAAAUGAUGCGAUUUAGAACAUGAAUGACACGAUUUGGAACAGAUGUGAUAUAGAGCAAAAAAUGGUGUGAUUUAGGAAUAAAUCACACCGCUGAGAGCUAAUCAGAUUGCACGGAUAGCCAGUGAUUUCCAAGUGGAUGUAAUAUAAUAAUCAUAAUAAAUUAUUUUUCAGGUUUUAAUCACAGAGGCUAUAAAUACUGAGGUAAUGGCACAUCAUUCCUCUCCACACAAGGUCUUUUUAUUUCCUAAAGCAGACGUAGUAAACUCAAGGUAGGUCAUGAGUUGACUCACUGGCUACUGAUUGCCGUAUGUCCUUGAGCCAUAAUCUCCAGUUUCUUUAUGAAUGUUUGAAUUAAAGGGUGGGCGAGUUGGGGUGGCAGUGAAAUCUUGCACUCUCAGAUUGUUUUAUCCUUAUAAAUCUUAGUAAAGCCCAAUAUCCCUAUCUUUGUUAUAGCAAAUGAAAAAAUAUUGUGGUGCAAAAUUACCUAGGUUAAAAAAUUGUACAUAGUGAAAAAUUAAAUUUACCUAAGAAAAAAAAUUACCUGCAACAUAUAUAUUUUCCUUAGUUAAUCUUAGCAAGUCGAAUGUAUCUUAUUUUUUAGAAAUUAAUUUCUUCAACCCUUAUAUAUUUUCUUUAAUAACUCAAAUGUUUUUUAUUUUUAGAAUUACAAUUAUUGUAAAGCGCCAUUGAGCUCACAGAAAUGGCGGUAUAUAAAUUCUUGCAUUAUUAUGAUUAUUAUUGUUAGAAAAUCUAGGGUAGAAUAGUUUUUAUUCUAAAUGUAAAGAAGCUCCUCACAGUGAAAGACACAAGCAGGACCCCUCAGAGGGAGGGGCUGGGGGGCCAGGUUCCUUCCCCCCCAUUUUUAAAAGACAAUAAAACAAUGAAGUAAUAGACAAAAAGUAUUUUUGCUGGAAUAAGAAUAUCCAGAAAUAUACAGAGGACAUCAAUAGUUAUCAUUGUUUUCAUUUUUUGUGCACAGACUGGGAUCCAUUUAUGUGAAUGUUAGCAUACCAAUUCAUCUGAGGUACCACAAAGCUGCUAAAAAAGAAAAAUUUGUCCCUGUUUCACUGUCCCCUCCAUCAAUUCUUGGAAAAUGUAAUCAUGGUAAGUGUAUUAUUAUAAAAAUGAAUCUAAAAAGUUGCUUUCUAUGAAGUGAAGAACGUAUGACUGUACAAUGUGUGCCUGAAGAAUGCAUUCUGAGAACAGCCUGGAGAAUUUUCAUAUUUUGGAUAUUGGGCUUAAAGGGUAAAGUAACACAAAUCUGGGUUGGAACUUAACCUUUCAACUUUGAAGAGACCUCACUACUUUCAUUAUAAUUCCAGUGAUUUUAUUUCUGCAUUCUGUACUACAGGAAUGGACAAUUUUGCAACACGGUGUCCAAGUGAAAUGAUCAAGGCUCCUUGUAGUGCAAGAAAAUCAUCCAGAUACUGUGACUGGAUCACACUUACUCAAGUUAAUGAG
Molecule: messenger RNA, 3105 nt
Organism: Porites evermanni
Lineage: Eukaryota; Metazoa; Cnidaria; Anthozoa; Scleractinia; Poritidae
Source: the annotation of a GenBank genome assembly